UGAGUUCCCCUAUCUGUCAGAGCCAGUUCCUCCAUUUAAGAUGCUGACUUGUUUAUGUUGAAGGGGGCAAGAGAAUGACUUUUGUUCUCUACUUUGGAGCUUGUUACAGCGCUUUUCUCCGCUUUUCAUGAGAGCAUGGAGUGUGUUCUGUUGCUGAUUUGUGGUAGAUAGAUACCUUCAGAUAGCAGAGAGGGAGGUUGACUGGCACACAGAGUGGAUUUUAAGCAGCAGGCGGGAAGUUUGGUCUAGCCCAUGACUGGUGGGUGGGGAGCUCUUCGUCCUGUGCCCGCUCUUGCUGUCCUGAACACAUCAUAAGAGGACACAGAGGAGGAGGAGAAGGAGGAGGAGGAGCGGGGUCAUCCAUGGAGCUGUAGGGGACGCGCUCAGAUGCCCGUGCGGAUCCCCAGAGGAGGAGGAGUGCUGCUGAGGAGAAGAGCUCUGCGAUGAACAAGACCAAGAGGAAGCCCCAUGGAGAGAGCAGGAAGCUGGUCCAGCGCAGGAGGAACACAUGUCCCAGUCCCCAGGACAUCACGCGGGCCCUGCAAGGCCCCAGCUCGGCCCCCAGCCCCGGCGCUGCCAGCCUGGAUGAGCUCAUCCAGCGCUGCCUGAACUGCUUCGAUCCAGAAGGGAAACUCUCCAGCCCCAGAGGGUCCCAGCUGGUCAACAUGACUCUGAUGAUGCACUGUUGGGUGGUGCCAUCUCAGAUGUUCGCCCAGAAACUUCUCACUCUUUAUAAGGAUUGUCCCUCGGAUAAGAGGGGCCUGAAGCGGACUCAGAUCUGCCACCUUAUCAGGCAGUGGAUCAGCCAGUUCCCAGCGGUAUUUGAGGCAGACCCCCUCCUGGAGCAGACCAUGGGGGACCUGUGGGCGCUGGUGCGGUCGGAUGGAGGGGUGACACACUCGCAACUCAUCGACAACUCCUGCUUAGGCCCUCAUGCGAACAUGUUCCAUGCACCUUCGCCCUCUGUGAAGAAGAGGAAGGUGUCUCUGAUCUUCGACCACAUGGAGCCACAUGAGAUGGCGGAACACAUCAGCUACCUGGAGUUUAAGAACUUCUGCAACGUCUCAUUCAUGGACUACCGCAGCUACGUGGUGCGCGGCUCGGUGAGGGACAACCCGGCUCUGGAACGCUCCGUCAUGAUGUGUAACGGGGUCUCCCAGUGGGUGCAGCUGAUGAUCCUCAGCAGACACACGGCCCAGCAGAGAGCCCAGGUCUUCACUAAGUUCAUCCACGUGGCUCAGAGACUUCGAGCUCUGCAAAACUUUAACACUCUAAUGGCAGUAACCGGGGGCCUCUGUCACAGCUCCAUCUCCCGCCUCAAAGACACCUCCAACCUGCUGACCCCCGACAUCACUAAGGCCCUGAGUGAGAUGACGGAGCUCCUCUCCUCACGCAGCAACUACAUCAACUACCGGCGGCUUUACAAUGAGUGCAGCGGCUUCAAGGUGCCUAUCCUGGGCGUCCACCUGAAGGACCUGAUCUCGCUGAACGAGGCACUGCCGGACUACAUCGACGAGGACAAGAUCAACCUGAGCAAACUGCAGCACCUGUACAGCAACAUCAGCGACCUGGUGGCCAUCCACAGCUGCACGCCGCCUUUCGAGGCCAACAAAGACCUUCUGCAUCUCCUCACGCUCUCUCUAGAUUUAUAUUACACCGAAGAUGAGAUAUAUGAACUUUCGUACAACAAGGAACCCAGAAACACCAAGAUCCAGCCCCUCGCUCCGGUGAAAGCGCCAGUCGUGGCCGAGUGGGGGUCAGGGGUCACCCCCAGGCUCAACCCUGACACCAUAUCUAAACACGUCAAACAGAUGGUGGAUUCCAUCAUGAAAAACUACGACCAGAACCAGGAUGGAUACAUCUCGCUGGAGGACUUUGAGAAAAUAGCAGCCAACUUCCCCUUCUCCUUCUGCACUCAUGAAACUGACAGGGAGGGAGAAAUCAGCCGUGAAGAAAUCACCUCUUACUUCAUGAGGGGAAUGUCGAUAUGUGCCAAGCUUGGCUACAGCUUCAACACGCAUAACUUCCACGAAACCACGUACAAACGGCCAACGUUUUGCGAGACUUGUGGAGGCUUUUUGUGGGGAGUCAUCAAACAGGGGUACCACUGUAAAGACUGUGGGAUAAACUGCCACAGACACUGUAGAGAUCUGGUGGGAAUCGAGUGCUUAAAGAAACAUAAAAACACCACCGGGUCGUGCCCGUGCACCCCAGCUCCCGACUCAAGAAUCAAGGGUAACACCUGGACAGAUAUAGAAGAGGAGGCCUUUGUCUUCCCCCAAAGUAACGACACAGAAAACAACCAGGGCACCACUCUUCGGAAAAGAAACAGCAUUGAUUCGACGCAGUGGGACCGAUCAACUCAGACGGACCCUGGAGUUUGGACGCCUGAGAAAAAGGACAGAAGAGGAUUCCACCAAAACUCGCUUGUUCAUGCUUCCCCGGAGAGAAAAAUGAGACAGGACAUGAGUCCCUGCAAGGUGAACACACAGAGAACCCGGGGGUGCUCCAUGCCCGUUUCCUUCUUGCAGGAGAAGAUGGAGGAGAUGCAUCUCUACAAAGACAAGAGCAGAGAGCCAGACUGAGCGCUCAGCCUCCAGGAACAUUUCACACUCAUGGACAAAAAAAACACUCCAGACACAUCGCCUUUCUGACCAAGCUGUCUGAUGGUGUUGAACUGAUGAGAUUCACCGGCCGUUGGCAUCGGAAUACCAGCAGUCAUAUGAAUGGACUCCGUCAAAUAUGGUUGUUUUAUUUGUGUCCGUCUUGUUAGUUUUGCUUUCUGAUCAUCUAACUGUAUUUCAUACACACCUCAUUUUGUUUUCAGAACAGGUGCCUUCCUUCACUGGUGCUAAGACUCCAUAAGGCCACUUGUGACAACAGCCAUAAGGGUCCUAUUUACACAAAAUAUACGCAGGGUAGGAAAUGAACACUAAGCUUUACAUUUGGCAACUAUACUACAACUCUGCUCAUGAAUUUGGGAAGUAAAUCAGCCAAAAAUGAACAUUUCUGUUUGUUUGGCCUAGGAUUGGUUGAUUUGAAGGUAUAUGCAUGAGGAAUAUAUACGCUAUCCUGUGUGUGAGGUAUCUAUUUCUUUAAACACUUCCUGGAAACCAAACCAAGAAACUAACCAGAUAGAAACAUCAAGAUCAUAUGCGUAAAAUCCAGUGGAUCAGGCUUGUUUGCCAUAUAAAGAUAUAAGUAAAUGACUCGUGUCGCGACCACGUCAGGUAAUAACUCCAGUGGGAAUGCUCCAAACAGCUUCCCACUUCACUAUUGUUAACCGUCCAGCCCUUAGCAGCUCUACGCCACACCUGAGGCAUCAUCAUAUGCCGUUUCCAUGGCGACAAAUUACUAGCCUGAAACGCAACAUAGCCUGUUAACUCCAAUGGACAUGGUGCAUUCACCACCAAACUUCACAUUUCUUAAACUUGCACACGCCCAAGUCUUUAAGGUGGAAAAAUGAAUAAAUUAUUAUAAAAUGGAAAAACCAAUAGAGGUGUCAGGAUUAUUGAAAACAAUCCUAACGUUUGAAUAAAAAAACUGCAGAAGUUACUAUUCGUUUUGUGGUUACAUUUUCAGGAAGAGUUGAUCAAAUUGUUUAAUUGCUACCGGAAUGGAAAACGGUGUAUGCUAUGAAAGACUUUGUCCUAAUCGCCAACACUUAGCCUGGUUAGCAAGAAGGGAAAGGAACUUCUGAAGACUCGGCUGUACCGCACUGAAACUAGCAGCGGAAAGCAUUUAUUUCCUGCCCUGAUUUCAACAGUUCAUUCAAGGUUCAGCAGGAUUGCACUGGGACUAUGUGUGAGCUGCAAAAGGUGCAAAUGACUUAACUAAAUGCUUUCCGUCUGUCCUUUGUCCACAAUGUCAUCUUGUUUAAAAUAAGAAAGAUACACCAACAGUGA
Eleginops maclovinus (Patagonian blennie) is the source of this 3905-nucleotide messenger RNA. RefSeq names its product RAS guanyl releasing protein 4 (gene rasgrp4). Bases 444 to 2585 code for a protein of 713 amino acids. Gene Ontology annotation, cellular component: plasma membrane. Gene Ontology annotation, molecular function: calcium ion binding; guanyl-nucleotide exchange factor activity. The record is from RefSeq and is a predicted model, not a curated record. The transcript has 17 exons. Gene Ontology annotation, biological process: positive regulation of GTPase activity; Ras protein signal transduction. NCBI's taxonomy places the organism in Eukaryota, Metazoa, Chordata, Actinopteri, Perciformes, Eleginopidae.